Cladophialophora yegresii CBS 114405 is the source of this 2385-nucleotide messenger RNA. RefSeq lists its product as uncharacterized. The record is from RefSeq and is a predicted model, not a curated record. The transcript has a single exon. The coding region runs from base 1 to 2385 and encodes 794 amino acids. Lineage: Eukaryota; Fungi; Ascomycota; Eurotiomycetes; Chaetothyriales; Herpotrichiellaceae.
AUGCGGUUCCGCGACGCUCCUGAGCUUCCCAGCCCCGACAAAAGAAAGAGAUGGCGAUCCAUCACCCUGCGACUUUGGUGUGUGCCACUCCUUUUGCUCGCAGAGGUGGCCUUGAUCGUUGCUAUCGGCACCCUGUUUGCCUUGUCGAGACAGCGCACGGGAUUCGUCGACGUCGGCUUCGAAGAACGGUCGUUGGAUUUCUCCAGCUUCCCGGGUGCCCUGAGAUGGGGUCAGGGCCUGCUGUGGACGACAUUCCCUGUCCUCAUUAUCGGCCUGUACAAGUUGUUUCGCGACGCCGUGGUCGCAGCGCUGGUCGUGGAGACGCCGUACAUUGAGCUGGCCCGCACCAGCCGCGACCGCCCCGUCAAGGCCCGCAAGUCGGUCUAUCUUGACUAUCGGUCCUAUUUCGCGAUCGUGGCCUGCGGGAAGGCAUGGAAGAACAAGCACUACUUCCUGAGCAUCUGCCUCGUGCUGUCGUUUGUCGAGGCCCUGGGCCUUGUGCCCCUGACGGCGCGUCUGUUCGCAGCCCGCGAGGAGCUUCUCCCCAAGGAGGCCGCGAUCAACGUCUUGUCCGCCUUUGACACCAGCGCACCUCUCGGGACCGUCGAUUAUGGCGCACUCAUGGACGCCGUGUCGGCCUCGUGGAUCAACGAAUCGCCUUUACCGCGCGGCACUGAUGGAGAUUUCGCCUUUAGUCGGAUCGAGCCGACGGAACCCGCGAUCAACUUCACCAUCUCUGCGCCGACGAACGCGUCCCGCCUGACCAUGGACUGCGCAGAGGUGCCAAUAUCAUCGGCGAACCCCAACGUCGUGGACGAGACCGACAACUUCGUUACCGUCAGCUUCUCCACCAGAGACCGAGGGUGCGACAUCGAAGGCAGCAUCCCAGCGCAGACCGACGGGAGCGACUUUCUCGAGGCCAUAUUGACGAGUAAAUGCCCCGACGGCGCCGGCAACUCCCGUAUCGGGUUCUUCUACGGCGCCGUCUCUGCCACCGGUGAUCUCACGAGUUCCAUCCUCGUCUCGUGCAUCCCAACCUACUGGUCCGCACCGGGUAUCCUCACCGUCGUGACCACCAACAGCACUUUCUCCGACCGUGUGGUCGAAACGCCCAGGUUCGACGCCUCGGCCUACGACGUCCACGACCUAGGUAUCCCGGCCCAACAGUUCGAGCAGGGCGUCAUGACCGUGCAGACAUUCAACCCCGCGACCACCAGCGCGGGCAACACGAACGCUCCAUUGCGACUUGCCGAGCUCGUCGUGCGGCGCAUCGAGGCCCUCGGCCAGCCGUAUACUGCCGACACUCUUAUCAACGCCGUCAACCGGAUCUACCCGGCCAUCUACACGAUACUGGCCCUGACGUACUUCUACCCGGAACUGGCCCCGCCACUCGCCGUCACGGGGACGUUAGCCGUGCCUCAGAACCGGUUACACGUCGUCCCGCCCGUCGCGAUCGCCAUGCUCGUCACCCUCGCCAUCCUGGGCGCUUCGACGGCUUACCUCCUCUUCUACCUGCGCUUCCACCCGAGCAUUCUGGCGGAGGAACCCGUGGGGCUUCUCGGCGCGGCAAGUCUGCUGCGGAGAAGUAACAUUGCGGAAAUCAUCGAGAGGUACCACCGGCAAGAUGACUUUGACGGACGGCUGAGCCGGGAGUUGCCCAAGAGCAAGGAGAAGAAGGACGUCAAGAAGGAGAAGAACGGCAACAAGGAGAAGCGGAAGAAGAAGAAAAAGCAGCAUCUAGACGACCAGUUGAAAGAAACGUGGUGCUGGAUCGAGCGUGGCGAAAGGCCUCAUGAGCUGAUUAUCAAGAUGGGACGGCCUGAAUCUGAGUGUGACGAGGGGUCCCGUAUGUACGACACAAAGGCUGGAAGUGGAGGUGCUGGAGAAGACGAAGAGGAAGAAGACAGGAGUCACAGUCACAGUCAGCGCCCUCCCAACAGGGUGCAGCCGCCUUACAGGACAUCGAACGGCCCAGCGCCAAUUACUGGCGCAGGGGGUCAUUGUAUGUACGGUCGGGUCCCUUCUCAGGAGCAGGAGCAAGACCAAGAGGCCGUCUAUGAUCUGGGACAAGGACAGGGACGGGGAUCUGAAGGACGACCGCCAGCAGGACCAGGACUGGGAUCCGAGAGUUAUAAGUCUCCUUCGCCAAAUAUACAACCAGCGCUACCGACGCCGACGCCGUCACCCGGGAUAACCGGCCCGCGUUACGACUACGACUACGGGCAUGGCUAUGGCUAUGGCUAUCAGUAUGGAUAUGGAUUUGGUCGCAAUGGUGGACAUGUGGAUGGUGGGUUCCUCGGCCAGACUCCUCCGGCCGUACCUGGGGGCGAGCAGCUACUCGUAGGCGUACGAAGAAAACCAGUGCACACUGCACAGCAACUCUAA